ACAAACACAAAUUGGAUUCCUUCUGAGUUUGUAAUUGAACAGACAGACAGAGAAAACAAAUGUUGAAUGAUAAUGGGGAUGGAGCUCUGCCGCUGGCGUCCUUGAACCACAUCUCCAUCGUUUGCAGAUCGGUGGAGGCGUCGCUCGACUUCUACCAAAACGUCCUCGGCUUCCGCCCCAUCCGCCGCCCGGGCUCCUUCAACUUCGACGGCGCCUGGCUUUUCAACUACGGUAUCGGCGUCCACUUGCUCCGAUCUGAAGACCCUGAGAAGUUGCCUAAGAAGAGAGCGAUCAACCCCAAGGACAACCACAUCUCCUUCCAGUGCGAGAGCUUGGCGUUGGUGGAGAAAAAGCUGGGGGAGUUGGGGAUACCGUACGUCCAGAGCGGCGUGGAGGAAGGCGGAAUCCAUGUGGACCAGCUCUUCUUCCACGACCCUGACGGCUUCAUGAUCGAGAUCUGUAACUGCGACAGCCUGCCGGUGAUCUCUCUUUCUGGCGAACCCAUCAUGGCCUGCAAGAGAGCGGUCACCCUAUGUUAGAAAUAAUAAAUGAGUGUACACUACACAUGAAUCAUGACAUUAGGUCAUCUAAACGAGAGUAUUAUCUUACAUGUAUUACAUUGUAUCAUGUUUAUCAACCAAUAUAUCUUAAUGAAUAAAUUUUUUGUUUAUUCAA
Zingiber officinale is the source of this 675-nucleotide messenger RNA. RefSeq lists its product as uncharacterized. The record is from RefSeq and is a predicted model, not a curated record. The coding region runs from base 60 to 539 and encodes 159 amino acids. NCBI's taxonomy places the organism in Eukaryota, Viridiplantae, Streptophyta, Magnoliopsida, Zingiberales, Zingiberaceae. The transcript has 3 exons.